Molecule: messenger RNA, 1084 nt
Organism: Dermacentor andersoni
Lineage: Eukaryota; Metazoa; Arthropoda; Arachnida; Ixodida; Ixodidae
Source: RefSeq, a predicted model, not a curated record
UGAACAACUAAUGUAUCUCGACGUGGCGAUAAUAGUACGGUUCACGUUUCUUUCAGAUUUUGUUCUGCAUGCGACAGUAUGAAGUUCCGGAGGAGGAGGCGCGUGCGAGGAACAAGGCGAAGGCAUCCUGCAUGAGGCGUCUGCUGCCGGACGUGGCUCCAGAAAGGUUGGAGUCUGUCUUCGUCGAGUACUUGAAGAACAGGAGCGCCUACUUGGAUGACGCGCUAACCCUCUGCUCCUAUUUAGAGACUCCGGCAGGUAAAUGGGCCAGAGAAGAUCCGAUGAUCCAGUACAAGUGCCUCAGAGAACUGCUACCUCACAUGCCCAGCCGUGCGCGUUCAGCCUUGUCUUUUCGCAUGGGCCUGGACGUGCAGGAAGAGGUCGUGGACAAGAUGUUGCGCUGUGAAUCGAAAGGCGGCACGCCGUUAGCGUUUGAAGGCAUCCUGCGGCCCGAAUACCUGCACUGUCUGUCCGUCCGCCGCAAGCGUCCGCAUAAUGUCGAGAUGCUCGAUUCCUCAACUGUGUACGACAAUCCGGAUCCUCAGCAGAAGCUGAAGCUGUGCAUCAUGCAUAAAAGAUCAUCCAGUGAGGCAUUCAUGGAGUACAGGCAAUACCGAACUUCGGCAGCAAAAGAGCAGAAGAGGGUGGAGGACUGCUACAACCGGCACUUGGACAUUCCUGUGGGGGGGACCACGAUUUCUGGCAGCGCAGAAAGCGACGUUGCAUCAGAGGCGAGCACUGCCGUGGACAGUGAGGUGCCUGCGGAUGAGCCGUCGACGACGGUUGCGGCCGAAGUGAACGAAGUGUGGAGCACCGUUGUCCCCAUGACAGCUGCGACGAGCGAGCCGGACACCGUCAGGUCCGAGUAACCGUCGACAGUAACGUCGCAGAGCGAGAAGAGAUGACUUAAGUUUAAGAUUACGAAAUAAACUAGGCCGAGUUCGUGCGUGACCUUUUUAUUCUGUGCUCUAGAUGGUAAGUGUUCAUCUACGAGAAGGAGAGAAAGUUUAACGGCAUCUGUAGAAGGUAGCCUAGGGAGAGGCUUGACAUGUUACUUCGUGUGAUAAAUAAAAGCUAAAAGAAA